AUGUCUAGUCCUGCUAUCACAUUCGUCACUGGUAAUGCUAAGAAGCUAAAAGAAUUUCAAGCCAUCAUUGGUGAUGAUUCAAUCAGAAAUCAAAGUGUUGAUCUUGAAGAAGUUCAAGGUUCAAUUAAAGAUAUUUCAACCAAAAAGGCAAUUGCAGCUGCUGAAGUCAUCAAAGGUCCUGUUUUAGUUGAAGACACAUGUCUUGUUUUCAAUGCAUUGUCUAAACCUGAAUUAGAAUUACCGGGUCCAUAUAUUAAAUGGUUUGUGGAAUCAGUUGGUGUUGAAAACUUACCAAGAUUAUUAGCUGGUUUUGAAGAUAAAUCUGCUCAAACUGUCUGUACUUUUGCGUUCACUGAAGGCCCAGGUAAAGAAGUCAAAUUAUUCCAAGGUAUAACUGAAGGUAAAAUUGUCGAACCACGUUAUAAUGGUGAAGAAGUUUUCGGCUUUGAUCCAAUUUUUGAACCAACUGGAUUUUCUCAAACUUUUGGUGAAAUGGAUAAAAGUUUGAAAAACACAAUCAGUCAUAGAUACAGAGCUCUAGAGAAAGUUAAAGAGUUUUUGAAAACUAGAGAUUGA
Messenger RNA from Hansenula anomala, 576 nucleotides. It is a transcript of the gene HAM1, whose product is annotated as nucleoside triphosphate pyrophosphohydrolase HAM1. Gene Ontology annotation, biological process: nucleoside triphosphate catabolic process. Bases 1 to 576 code for a protein of 191 amino acids. Gene Ontology annotation, cellular component: cytoplasm. The record is from RefSeq and is a predicted model, not a curated record. Lineage: Eukaryota; Fungi; Ascomycota; Saccharomycetes; Phaffomycetales; Wickerhamomycetaceae. The transcript has a single exon. Gene Ontology annotation, molecular function: nucleoside triphosphate diphosphatase activity.